UGUAGCCUCAGUGAAGCUAGCCUAGCAGCGAAAUAGCACAGCAGUAUUCAGGGGAUUUAAACUGCUUUAUUUUUAAUCACCGAAAGCUUCUGACAAAAUAUUUGAUUGCACAUACCACAGAAAUGUCUGACAGAAAACGAACAAGGGACAAAGAUGACAGAAGAGACAAUAAAAAACACAAAACAUCAAAGGAGGAUUUGGAACUACUACAGAUGCAAACGAAAAAACUUACUCAAGAGGUCCAAAAGCUGAAACAUGUGGAGACAUUUUAUGAAAAGCCACCACCAGGAUACAUCAAGGAGCAUGAAGAGAAGCCAGAGGACUGUAUUCCCGCAGAGCCUGGAAAUGAAGACGCCAGACAAUUUCUGGCUCACGCUCCCACUAAAGGCCUGUGGAUGCCGCUGGGGAAAGAGGUCAAAGUGAUGCAGUGCUGGAGAUGCAAGCGUUAUGGCCACAGAACAGGUGACAGAGAGUGCCCUUUUUUCAUCAAAGGCAAUCAGAAACUAGAACAGUUUAGAGUGGCUCACGAGGAUCCUAUGUAUGAUCUGAUAAGGGAAAACCAAAGGAAUGAAAAAGAAACCAGGAUUCAGCAGCUUCAGCAGCUGCUCCAGGACACCACCUCCUCAUCAUCAUCUGAAUCAGAGAGCUCCUCCUCCUCAGACAAACGGCGCAGCAAGAAGAAAAAGAAGAAGAAAGAUAAGAAGAAGAAGGACAAGAAGAAACGUAAAAGGAAGCGGAAACACAAGUCGUGCAAAUCCAGUGACAGUUCUCAUUCAGACUAACACUUUGAGGCUUGUGUGCUCUGUUGUAAAUGUAUCUCAGUAACAUAAGUUAAUGAUACAUUGGGAAACAAUUAUGUUAUGCAUUGUGCACUAGACAGUAGUGUACCUAGGAAACCUCUUGUCACGUAAAUCUGCCCUGCAUUGUUGAGAUCCAUCUAUUCGUACAAUUAAGGUGCAUUUAAGACUUUGAGGAAAUGGAGUAUGCACACUUGUCUUUGUGCACAUCCAUGUCUUAAAGCAGCGGUGUCAAACUCAUUUUGGUCCGGGGGCCGUAUCCAACCUACUUUGAUCCCAAAGGGGCCGGAUCAGAAAACUCAUGUCAUAUAAACCCCAAAAAUAACAAUAAGUUCAAAUAUUUGUGCAGAGAAAGUCAAAUCUAUUACAGAAAUAUUUUUUAAUUGAUGAACUCUUUCUUUUACAAAAUAUUAUAAUAUUAUGAACAACCUGAAACUUUAAGGAAAAUCCAAUUUCAACACAAUGUUUUAACUUUAACUUGUAUGCAAAUAGGAAUAAGUCGAUUUUUCUUGGAAAAUUCUGCACUCUGUGUCUGCUUUUCUCAUUUUUGACAUUUUGCUGAUAAGGGUGUUACAGUCAACAGUCAAAACGAUCGUCCUUUAAGAGCAUUUGGAAAGACACAAGUCUUCAUUUGUGCUGCUCUGGUGGGAGGGGCCACGCACAGAGACGCUGGAGACGCCACUAUGCUCAGCACCGCAGAAAAUUACCAAUAUUUUAAUAGAAAAUAUAAUAAAAAUAUUUUAGUAGAAAAUCAGCCAAGGGCCAGAUUAAAGGUCUUGGAGGGCCGGAUCUGGCCCCCGGGCUGUAUGUUUGACACCUGUGUCUUAAAGCUUCAUCGGUAAUAUGUGUUAACAGACUCUUUUGAUGUAGAAGAUUGUUUUACCAGGGUCUUAAAAGCUACAAGUGCAUGCUACCGUCCCUAUUUGAAGGAGAGAGAAACCCUAUUGGGUUGGGGUACAAUUAAAUAUGUUUUCCACCGCUCUGAAUGUUUGGGUGCUUGUGAGAAGAGGAAAGAAUGUAAGUAAUUGUGUUUUUUUAUUUUCCACGGAAUAAAAUGUAUUUCAUAUUUCAAA
Messenger RNA from Boleophthalmus pectinirostris (great blue-spotted mudskipper), 1870 nucleotides. RefSeq names its product RP9 pre-mRNA splicing factor (gene rp9). The transcript has 6 exons. Bases 123 to 782 code for a protein of 219 amino acids. NCBI's taxonomy places the organism in Eukaryota, Metazoa, Chordata, Actinopteri, Gobiiformes, Gobiidae. Gene Ontology annotation, biological process: RNA splicing. The record is from RefSeq and is a predicted model, not a curated record.